Acomys russatus (golden spiny mouse) is the source of this 866-nucleotide messenger RNA. RefSeq names its product acidic nuclear phosphoprotein 32 family member E (gene Anp32e). The record is from RefSeq and is a predicted model, not a curated record. Bases 79 to 846 code for a protein of 255 amino acids. The transcript is spliced from 7 exons. Gene Ontology annotation, biological process: regulation of apoptotic process. Gene Ontology annotation, molecular function: phosphatase inhibitor activity; histone binding. Gene Ontology annotation, cellular component: nucleus. Lineage: Eukaryota; Metazoa; Chordata; Mammalia; Rodentia; Muridae.
GACCUUUAGAGGUUUGUUUUUAUUUAUUUUUAGGGUCGGGGGUAGCGGGGAGGGCAGGCGAAGGGAAAGGAGGAGGACAUGGAGAUGAAGAAGAAGAUUAACCUGGAGUUGAAGAACAGAGCCCCAGAGGAGGUGACGGAGUUAGUCCUUGAUAACUGCUUGUGUGUCAACGGUGAGAUCGAGGGCCUGAACGACACCUUUAAGGAGCUGGAGUUCCUCAGUAUGGCCAAUGUAGAGCUAAGUUCCCUGGCCCGGCUUCCCAGUCUGAACAAACUGCGGAAGUUGGAACUUAGUGACAAUAUAAUUUCUGGAGGUCUGGAAGUCCUGGCAGAGAAGUGUCCGAAUCUUACAUACCUCAAUCUGAGUGGAAACAAAAUUAAAGAUCUCAGCACAGUCGAAGCACUGCAAAAUCUGAAAAAUUUGAAAAGUCUUGACUUGUUUAACUGUGAGAUCACGAACCUGGAAGAUUACAGAGAGAGCAUUUUCGAGCUGCUCCAGCAGAUCACGUACUUAGACGGCUUCGACCAGGAGGACAACGAGGCGCCCGACUCAGAGGAGGAGGAGGAGGAGGAUGGAGAUGAAGAUGAGGAAGAUGAGGAAGAAGAUGAAGCUGGUCCACCUGAAGGAUAUGAAGAGGAUGAGGAGGAUGAAGCCGGUUCAGAAGUGGGAGAGGGAGAAGAGGAGGUGGGCCUCUCAUACUUAAUGAAAGAAGAAAUUCAGGAUGAAGAAGAUGAUGAUGAUUACGUUGAUGAAGGAGAGGAAGAGGAAGAAGAGGAAGAAGAGGGUCUGCGGGGAGAGAAAAGGAAGCGAGAUGCUGAAGAUGACGAGGAGGCGGAAGACGACUAGACCCCGGGAGGAGGACGCCC